AUGCAGGAAAAUUUACAUCGACUUCUCGAAUCUCUUCAGUCCGAGUCACUGGCCACGACGUCCAAGAUCAAGUAUGCAAGCACAUGGACACAGUGGUGUAGAUGGUGUGAGCGGCUUCAAUUCGCAAAAUGGCUGCCAGAAGACCGCCGGCAACAUUCGUACCAGCUCGCCCUUUUCGCCACGUACUGCUGGAAAUAUGGCUGGGGAAAAUCGGGAUCGGGGAAUUCUGCCUCGACCGUGCUCUCUAAAGUCAGCCAUAUUGCGUGGCAUCAUAGGCGAACCCUUGGUUACAACGUCGGCCUUUUGCCGGGCCACCAACUCGCUAUCACCGCAAUGCGGCGGAAAGACCCAUCAAGCAAGCCAAAAUCUCCCGUUACAAGCGCAAUCCUCAAGUGCCUGCAUGAGCUCCUCGAUUUCGCAGUUGCCCAGCACCGGGUCAUUUGGGGGGCUUCGGUGCUGGGCUUCUUCUUUCUUUUGAGAAGAUCCGAAUAUUUGGCUCAAGGUUCAAGGAUGCACGACUACGCAAUUCGGAGAGCGGAUGUCAAAUUUGUGGAUGCUAGAGGCCACGAGACCCGAAACCUUCAUGAUGUGACUUCGGUGAUUCUACAAUUUCGAGGGAGUAUAUCCGACCAAUUUGGCAAGGGUACUUCUCGAGAAUUGGCGAGAUCUGGGCAUCGGUGGUGUUGCCCUGUACUAGCAGCAUUGUACCUAGUUCGUCACCACAAGGCGCUUCGUAUUGAUGCGGGCGAGUUACUGUGCAAGGUGGAUGCAUCUCACAAUUUGCAAGUAUCCGACGUGGUAAGAGCGAUAAAGGCUGCUGCUGGUCGAGCUGGCCAUAAUCCGCAAGACUACGCCUCGCACUCCCUUCGAAGUGGCGGCGCUACGGCGCUGUUUAAUGCUGGUUUUGAUAGUCUGGCAGUGAAGCUGUUUGGGAGAUGGAAGUCCGACGCAGUCGAACGAUACACGCGCAUAAGUGGGCAGUUGACAUCGCGGAUGGUCGCAAAUGCUGCAGAAGCCCGCAUUGCAUCAAGUUUAGGGGCAUCCCCCACGCCCGGAUACCCCGGCAGUGGUGGUGCUACAAUGCAACUUCGUCAUCAUUGUGCCGCGUUUGGCACACCCCCAGAAUCGUGA
This is a messenger RNA of Phytophthora sojae, 1131 nucleotides long. RefSeq lists its product as hypothetical. Gene Ontology annotation, biological process: DNA recombination; DNA integration. The record is from RefSeq and is a predicted model, not a curated record. Bases 1 to 1131 code for a protein of 376 amino acids. The transcript has a single exon. Gene Ontology annotation, molecular function: DNA binding. NCBI's taxonomy places the organism in Eukaryota, Oomycota, Peronosporomycetes, Peronosporales, Peronosporaceae.